AUGCUAACUCAUCAACCUAAUCCUCAUCUUGUGGUCUUCGUUGCCGUCGUCAUCGCCAUCAUCACCGUUGCCUCUCCAAAGCGUCUUCUGAGUAGUCCAGACUUCCGUGCCCGCAGCAUCCGGUCAUGGCUUGGCUUCAGAUUUCAAGUAGGCAGCAGCUCAUUUGAGGAGAGAAUCAGCACAUUCGAUGCAUCACUGCGGCUUGAGUGA
Molecule: messenger RNA, 210 nt
Organism: Protopolystoma xenopodis
Lineage: Eukaryota; Metazoa; Platyhelminthes; Monogenea; Polystomatidea; Polystomatidae
Source: the annotation of a GenBank genome assembly